AUGGAGUCACCACCUUUGUUCGUUCGGUUUCUUUCCUUUCUCAUGUUGACGACGUUGUGCCAUGCUAUAGCAUUUACGCAGUCUUUUAACUCUUCUAUUCAACGAUGCCAUGAUGAUGAAAGCUUGGCCUUGCUGCAAUUCAAAAAUAGCUUCAACAUCUCUAGCUCUUGUUCUUAUUCAAAGCUUGAAUCAUGGAAGCUAAAUCAAGGCGUAAGAUCAGGUGAGUGUUGCUCAUGGGAUGGUGUGGAGUGCGAUGAGAAAACUAAUCAUGUCGUUAGCGUUGACCUAAGUGAGAGUUGUAUUUAUGGGUCGAUCAACUCCAACAGCACUCUCUUUCGCCUUGUCCAUUUUCAAAGACUUAAUCUUGGAAGCAACGACUUCAUCCACUCUCAAAUCCCAUCCGAAAUAGGCCAACUAUCGAGGUUAACUCAUCUCGACUCUUGCUUUUCUGGCUUUUCUGGCGAAAUCCCAGCUGGAAUCUCUAAUCUUUCAAGCUUGGUUUCCCUUGAUCUAUCUCGUAAUCUUGAUUUCAUUAGUUAUGAUGGAUUAUUGAAGCUCCGUCAGACUAGCUUUAGAGGUCUAGUUCAAAACAUGACCAAUUUCAAGGAACUUGAUCUAGAAUGCAUGGACAUUUCUUCAACGGUUCUCGCAAAUCUUUCAUCUUUGGAGUCUCUCCAUCUUUGUUGUUGUGAAUUGCACGGUGAAUUUCCGGCGAGCAUUUUCUGGCUUCCGAACUUAAAGAUAAUCAACUUAUGCGAAAAUAUAAAUCUAACAGGUUUUUUGCCUGACUUCCACCCGAGAAGUCACCUUGAAAGAUUGAGGCUCUUCUCAAUAAGUUUUUAUGGAAAAGUACCUCCUUCUAUUGGAAACCUUACUAAUCUUGAAAAUCAACUUACUGGUCCAAUCCCAUCCCAGAUUAACAAUCUCACCUCGCUAUCCUCGUUGUGCCUUUCAUCAAAUAAAUUGCAAGGUUCAAUUCCUAUCAAUUUCACUCGACUCAAUCAACUUGAAUUCCUUGAUCUUCAUUCAAAUACUUUAGCUGGGUCAUUGGAUCUAAGCUCAUUCUUUCAGCUCAACCAUGAUCUGUCUGUGUUGGAUUUGAGAAGAAACAAUUUUCAUGGAAUUAUUCCUGCAGCCUGUAGAGAUGAUUGUAAAUUGAGAAUGAUUAGCAUCAGUUACAAUCAAUUACAAGGACAAGUUCCAAAAUCAUUAGCCAAUUGUUCAUCGUUACAAUCAAAAACCCAAAACCAAAGGCUUCCCAAGUCUUCGAAUCAUCGACUUAUCCGGCAAUGUUUCGUCGGAAAGCUGCCAUCGGUGUACUUAGACAUGUGGGAAGCCAUGAAAACCAUCCAAGCAAACCACAUGACAUACAUGGGGGAAAAUAUGAGGCCCAAUUUCACAGACGUUGAUACCUACUAUGGGGAAUAUGAUUACUCAAUGACUAUGUUCAACAAAGGAGUGAAACUGGAAUACGACAAGAUUCAAGAUAUUUUCCUUGCCAUUGAUUUCUCCAACAACAGAUUUGAAGGAAAAAUCCCAGAAAUCAUUGGAAACCAUAAAGGGCUUAAUCUCCUCAACCUUUCAAACAACCUUCUCAAGGGUCACAUACCACCAUCUUUAGCAAGUUUGAGCUUAUUAGAGGGAUUAGAUCUUUCAAAGAACAAGCUUUCAGGAAAGAUACCUCCAGAGCUCGCUCAGCUCACUUUCCUUGCUUUCUUUAAUGUCUCUUACAAGGAGCUUGAAGGGCCAAUACCACAAGGGAAACAAUUUGAUACAUUUCAGAGCAAUCAAUAUGAGGGGAACUUGGGAUUAUAUGGAGCUCCUUUGACAAAGAAAUGUGAAGAUUUUGGGGACUCACCACCAUUUUUUCCAACUUCGGAUGAUGAAAGCAUAUCUCUGGAGUGCAAACCCUCAGAUUUACGCAGAUGCACUUAUUAUCAGACUAGAUCUGUGAGUACAAACUCUCAGCUAUUAUGA
This is a messenger RNA of Manihot esculenta (cassava), 1977 nucleotides long. Its product is annotated as receptor-like protein 43. Gene Ontology annotation, molecular function: protein binding. The record is from RefSeq and is a predicted model, not a curated record. The coding region runs from base 1 to 1977 and encodes 658 amino acids. The transcript is spliced from 4 exons. NCBI's taxonomy places the organism in Eukaryota, Viridiplantae, Streptophyta, Magnoliopsida, Malpighiales, Euphorbiaceae.